AUGGCCAAACAGAAGAAAAUGCGAAUCAGAGGGAGCGAGGAAGAACGCCCCGAGUCUGCGGAAGAGCUUGUGAUCGAAGGCACUUGUCCUCUUCAGGUCAGGUCUUGGCUCAAAGUUGAAGAACGAUAUGGAAUAAGCGCUUUGAGGUGGGCUAAUUGCGCCGAAGAUCUUCUCGUAGCGGGAUGCCGAUUGUCUGUCAAGUCGAUAAAGAAAGUCAGGCGGGCCGAUAUCAACUAA
Colletotrichum abscissum is the source of this 237-nucleotide messenger RNA. RefSeq lists its product as uncharacterized. The record is from RefSeq and is a predicted model, not a curated record. The transcript is spliced from 2 exons. Bases 1 to 237 code for a protein of 78 amino acids. NCBI's taxonomy places the organism in Eukaryota, Fungi, Ascomycota, Sordariomycetes, Glomerellales, Glomerellaceae.